AUGGCCGCGGAGACUUACCUACAAGGCGUGGAGAUCUCAGCAAGCCAGUUUUUCGAGAUCUGGCGUCAUUACGACGCUGAUGGUGACUACAACCCCCCCUCCUUCUUCUCAACCUGUCCCACCUUGGCACCCAAGAGCGGGUGGAGAGGGGCUCCGAGGGCUCAGCUGGGCAGGGGAGACAGAGGCCCCCGGGGGGAAGAGGACUUUCCUCGCCACUCCUCUGCCGCGCGCAGGAAAACUUUGCCCCGCGCGCGUGCCAGAACUUUUGCCUGCGAGCUGCAACGACCGGGAAGCGUUUGCGAAGACUUAACUGCACCGUUCGUCUCUCUCUGUCUCCCUCCCUCUCUUUGUCUGUCUGUCUCUGGGUGCCUUGGGAGCGGACCCUCUUGGGACCAGGGUUCCUCGUUUUCCACUCUGGAGGCACCUCAAAAGUUCAAGCGCACCCACUCAAUAAAGAAUGCAUAGCCUUAGAAGUUACCUGGCGAUGUUGCUUUUCUUGGGGACACAGAGAGAUGAAAGUUCUGUAAACACGUUGAAAGGCACCGCUGUUUUUCAACGCGCAAAUGCCCCCCUUCCCCCACCUUUUCCAGCUGGUAAGGGAGAGUGAGCUAAACCUCCGCAGCUGUAACGAGCGAUGCUCUCCCUUUUCUUUGUGUUGCAGGCAAUGGGUACAUGGAUGGAAAGGAGCUGCAGUGUUUUAUCCAGGAAUUGCAGCAGGCGCGAAAGAAAGCGGGCUUGGUAGGUUAAGAUUUCUUUCCCCCGUUGCUUUAUCUCAUCUUCAUUAAAGUAGAGGAACUAUCCUCAGGUGAACUCCAGCAACGAGGCGGCACCCGUUCUGAGUGCAUACCUCUGGUGUAAAGUGCAGGUGAAUAUGACCUAGCGCUUAUCAAAGGAAAAGUGACUUUGGGAAAUCUGGGGGAGAUGGAAACUAGAUAAGAAAGUUUCUUGGAUCCUUCUAUAAGAGCAAACCAGGUGAUACUGGAGUUCUUAAAGUGAUGUACAAAAAUGUGCAAGGAAACGAUUGUUCUGUUACUUCCUCAGUUUUUCCCACCCCAGUGGUUAAGAAGAAAUUCAAAAUUAGCUGGAUGCGUUGUUAAUAUGUUGGCUGAAAUACAUUUCUGCCCCUUGGUGGCCAAUAAACAGAUCUGCAGAUUAGUUGUAAGUAGAACUAACUAGAUAUUAGAUAAUAGUUUGGUUUUAGGAUAGUGGACUAUUAGCACAAAGCAGGGUUAUCUGACUGUUGCAGGUGAUGAACAUGUUUACUGGGGAAAAUGGGGGUAAUUAAAAUGGUUAAAUUGAUUAAAUUGAUGUGUUAUUUGGCAUUAAAGGUAGGAGAUGUUUGGGAAUUUUAAGCAAAAAGUUUUUAAAUAAUGCAAAACAUAUUAACUGCUAUCCCUAUUUGAAAUAAGAAACUAUCUCUUAUCGGAAAAGGAAAUGGGAAAAUAGGCUUGCUGUUUGCUAUUAAUGAAUAUAUCAUUCAGAGAAGUAAGAAAAAUGAAGUAUUGAGAGUCAGGCUUAAGAUUAUGUGCCAAAUACAAUGAAAAUCCAAUUAAGAGAGCUCAGCUCUGAAAGAUAGUGUCCCUUGAAAUAAAGCUGAAGUUAUCCAGUGAUAUCUGACCAAGUCACACUUGGAAUAGACUGACUGAAAUCAAUGAAUUUAAGAUCAUUGAAGUCAACUGAUCAGUGUACUUCAAAUUUGAAAAUACACUUCAAGGAUGUGUAUUUGUAAAAUAUUUACACAGUUCCUGUAAGAUUAUUCCAAUAUUAAAAUACAUUUGAGCUGUCCUUUAAUGAUUGUGAGUUAACUGCAUAAGUGAAAGUUUGAGUCUAUCUACAAGUUUACAAUUUAUGUGCGUACAGUUGAGGCUGCCUACAAAAAUUGUAAUCAAGCAUUAUAAAAUACAUAUUUAUGAUUGCUAUCAAGGACCUGAAGAUGUGAUGCAAAAAUGGAUUUGUAAUAACUUCAAUUAUUUUUCAAAUGAAGUGAUGGCUGGUCCCUAUCAUAUACUUUUUUAUUUUUGAGAUUUCUGCACUGUUUUCACUUUUGGCUUUGCAAUAUGUGUCAUUGUCUUCAUUUCCAUAAGAGAAAAAUAGAUUCAUAAUUUAUUUUUCGAACCAAUCACUAUUAAAUCUACUCUCUGUUUAAUAAGUUCUUCAUUCAACUGAAAAGAUUGCAUUUUUUAUAAGGCAUUCGUCCCAUUUUCCCCCAGGUUUGAAAAUGGUGUCAGACUCCUAUUAACAAAUUCAAGUGCUCUCAAAGUGAUAUAUAAAAUCUCUGUAGCCACUUUCUUGUGUGCCACCCACAGUGUUAUAUGUACCAUUUUAUGCCUGCUUUGAAAGUGCUCAGGUGUUCUUGUUCAGUUUUCCAUUGACAUUGCUUCUGGACAAGACUAUUUCUGGAAUUUUCUGAAAAGAACAGCACCAGAAGUUCAGUUCUCUCAUUGGAUCAUUCUUAGCUUCUUGAUCCUUGAAGAUUUUCUCUUUUCCUGGACUAAUGCAUGCCAGACUAUUAGUGGUUUCAAAUCUAAGCUGAUUCUUGGAUUUGAAAGGCUUGUUUUGCAGAUAUUUCUUUAGUUCACACAUCUUGUUUCACUGGAUACUAUUUCAAGCAGCUUUUGAGUUUCGUGUCCCUUCUCAAAAGCGAUGUGUGGCAAAAUUAAUGUAUGUUCUAAGCAAUUUUUUUGGUUUUACCAUUCUUUUCAUACACACGCAACAAAAACUUCGAUUUUGCUUGCAUUUCAGAAAGCUAUUGUUCCUUUCCCUUAACAAUAGUACUUAAUGUAUUUUUUACAACUUCAAUUUAAAUCUUUUUCACCUUGCAUAUCAUGUCUAUAUUUCCAGUUUUUUGUUUGUUUGUUUAUUUAAAAAAGACUGCUUAAUUCUCUUUCCUCUCAAUAUUUAUGACUUGUAAUAUAUUUGUCUUAAUUAUGUUUCGGCAUAGACUUGGUGGGUAGGAUUAAUGGGUGAAAAUGAAUACUCCCCUGUAGGAUAUGCAGCGUAUAUUCUGUAAGUCUGCCAAAGUUGCCCCCCCCCCCCGCCCCGUGGAGAACUUCUUUCCUUCUGCAAUUCUUAACCCCUAAUAAAUUAAAGAAAAUAAGGCUUCUACAAUCCUAUGUAUGAUUGCUUGUGAGUAACUCUCAGAGUUUGGUGAGUCUUAAGUAUUUAUAACAGUCAUAGGACUGGACUGUAUGCAUAGUAAAGGAAGAUGUUUCAGAAGCUUCAAAAAUCUAUAUAGUUAAUCUUCCAUACUUCAAAUUUACCUCAUCAAUAAAUUCUGAAAAUGCAUUGCUUUGUGCAUCAUCUUGCUGCCCAGAAACAAUUCCCAAAGACAUCUGGGGAAGAUUUGGCUUGAGAUCUGCUUUCAGUUGUGCUUUAUGCCUGACUGACAAGUGCCCAGUACAAUGAAGUGUGAACACAGCUGCUUAGUAACAACUUGAUGCUUAAUCAUUAACUAGUUGUAGCUUGGGUAUAAUAAUCAUUAUGUUUUUCUUAAGCCCUGCUUGGGCAUUCAGAGAAUGUAUGGAGGAAUAAAGCAUGGAGUAUUGGGGUGGCGGCUCCUCAGGGGCUCCUUUUUAACCUCUCAACAUCGAACAGGAAGGCCUGAAGGAGUGGAUCUUCAUGCAUUCAACUGAACUCCCUUAGAAUCCUCCCUGAAAUCAUGGUUCUGAUUGCUUAGAGUCCCUAAUCUGGGAGGCAAUUCCAAGCAUGUUCAAAUGUACACAUGAAGAAUCUUUCCUUCAGACAUUUGGCCUCACUAUGUGGACGUCAGGGAGGAGAUGGAGAUGUUGGAGCUGACCCAAUGGCCUUUCUGGGCUUUAAUGCCUCUGUGGUAUAGGUGCCUGAACUCCAUGUGGAACACUCCAUUCCAGAGUGGUAGAGGUUCCCUUGCCGAGUUACCCACCGUGCUGUACUUGCUUGACUUUUCAGUACAAUGCAUGCAAGGAUACAAACACACCUUUCUUAUGGGAGUGGGACACACACAUUAAAAACUCAAACUGCUCACCACAGAAUUGGGAAAUAGACCAUAACGAAGUGUGCAUUGUUCAGGGAUCUAUUAUUCAUGGCGAAUAAGAUCUAAGAAAAUAUUUCAGCGGCGCCUGUAGAUGCCUUCCAUAGUUGUGCUAAUUUUAUACCUGCCAGUAGCAAUCUUUUUCACUUCAGUAUCUUUGAGAAUACAGCGUUAUUUGUUUUCACUGCACAUUUGAAAUAACUAGUGUGGAUUUCUGGUAGGGAAAUGGAAGUGAAUUCAGUGGGGCAGGGCACCUAGCAGCCUGGUCCUAUGCAAGUUUCUCAAGAGGAAGUGCCCCUGAUUUCAGUGGGACUGACUUCCAAAAAAAGCAUCCUUAGGCUCUGAGUCCAAAGGCUGCAGUCUCACGCACAGUUGCUUGUGAAGAGGUCCCUGUGAAUUUAGGGGGACUCACUUUUGAGUCCAUACACAGCCUCAGACUAUACAGACAUUGGCACUCAGCUGACAAUGAACCACUGUUUCAUUUUUGUGAUUCAUCUUAGAUAUGUGAUUCAUCUCACAGCCAGGUAGUGGAACUGCGGAAGGGAGGUUUUUGUUUAUUAAACUGAAGAAAACACUGAUGAUGAUGAUUAUUAACAAACUCCUUUUGAAUGAAAUUUGCAGUGAUGAUGAGAGACAGUGUAUGCUACUGUGAGUGUCCACAAUUUGAUCAAUGUUAACAGUGACAAGUGAAUGUGGACAAGCCCAGACAAAUUUCAUAAACGUCAAAAGACGCAGAGAUACAUCUGUCAGAGUUGACAGUCGGUUCAAUGUGAUUGUCAACAUUCACUGCUAUAUGUUCAUAAAAUGGCAUUCUACAUACAUUUAUUAAAUUUGUCUGAGAUGGUCAGAAUUCAUGCGUGAAUGUAAAACCAGGUCAAAUUUUGGACAUUGACUGUAACAUAAAAUGAAUUAUACUGAGGUGGUUUUAUGAAUUAAGAAACUUAAUGCUCUAGAAGCUUAAUAGUUUUUAUAUAUUUACUUGCUUGGAAAUGGUUUUAACUAUCUCUGUGUUAGCAGGGUGGAGAGAGAGAGAGCAAUUGCAUGUUUAAAUUGGGCUGAAUUUUUGUGAGGUUGAAUUUUUGUAAGGAAAAACAGCUGUUCUAAGGCAAGUGAAACUGUGAGUGGAAAACCUCUACCUUUUCCUCUUUUGCACACUUUAUCCAGCCUGUUUGUGUCCUUUGUGUUCUUCAUCAGCUAGUGCUGAUUUUUGUUUUUACUGGAAAAGUCCUCUUCAUUGCAUGAUUCUAGUUAAUCGGAUAUACUAUCGAGAACAUGAUGGCAUCUUGGGGCUAUGUAGCCAAUCAGAUUUUACUGUGUGACAAUAUCACUGAGUGCAAAUGGAACCCUCCACUGCCCACACUCUCAAUGGGGAAGGAAGAGGGACUCUGCUCCCAUUGCCCAUCUGGGGUAGAAUGAAUGAUAGAGAUGCAUAUUCAGAGGAGGAUGUAUCCCAUACUGACUGCAUCAUUUCCAAUGGAAUAUUCAUUUGGAUAUGAAUCCAAAUGCACAUGUCGAUCCAUAUCCUGUCCCAACUAGUCAAGUAGGAAGGACUGAAGGAGUGCUCACCUGGUUGCCUCAGCAACAUGGGUGUGUCCCGUUUUCCACAGCUUUUGCAAAGUGAUGCAAAUAUCACCAAGAAAGGGGGAGAGACUUUAAAUGGCGGGAAAGCACAAUAGUCAAUGUUUUUGCAUUCAUUGCUGGAUAUAAUAUAUGUAUAUAUAUAUAUAUGCCACUGUGUAUAGAUUUACAUUUAACAACCUUCUGGAAAAUCUGAAAGAAGAAAUUCUGCAGCUUAGUGUUUAAUUUUGGAGCAGUCAAAGCCCUUAAGGCACAUGGUUUUAGGCUCAGGAUAUUACUAGACGUGGCAGAACCAGCAGGAUACGUUCUUAAUUAAUGAUAUGACUCCUUAGUUUUAAGAAACUGCAUAGGGUACAACCUACUGGGAAGCUCCUUUGGCACCAUUCAUUUCUGUGGGAAUUGUGCAGGAGACAUUCCUGCAAUGGAUUGUGUCUUUGGCUUUCUUUUAAGUAAUAAUCAUUGUAUUGCACAUUUAUAGGACCUGACCCCAGAAAUGAAAAAAUUUGUGGACCAGUUUUCAAGUUCUGAUGGAAAGAUAGGAAUUGUAGAGGUAAGCUAACUGGUUUACUUACUGCCAUUUAAUGAAUUUGUUUAUUCAUGUUGGUCAUAGCUCUGCAGUGAUAUAGGCCUGUCUGCAAAUAUUUGUAUUAUUUGCUUUUGAUGUUUCUUGGGAAAUGGUUUUCUUCAUUUUAUUAUCUUUUAUUAUGAAAUUUAUGAACUUAUCAUCAUUUUAUUAUGAAAACAUUUCAGUGUUUUCAUUCUGAAGUUAUCCAUGUAAACAACAACAACCCAGUUCUUGAUGGCAUUUAAUCUUGAGACUGUUUUGCAUAACAACAACAACAACAACAUAAAUGCAAAAUCAAGCAUGAACAAAAUCAUAACAGAAAACAAGUUAGAAAUAUCAAAGCAGAGACAAAAAGGGGGCAUCUCUUUUUAAGAAAUUCAAAUUGCCAAAAAUGUUUAGCUACUUGAAUAAUAUUUUGUUUAGGCUGACAUUUUCUAAAACUGCUUUUCAAUGGAAACCUCACAGCAAAAACCUUUCUGGUCUGGACUUAAUUUGAGUAAACAACGAUAUGAAGAAUGAUAUUAUUUCAUUUUUGCAGUUUGCUGCAUAUUGCUCAGUGAGGCCUAAACAUGCUUAGGUAUGGCUAGAUCAUGCCCAGUGUGUUGGAUAUGGUUUUGUAUAGCAGUUUCAGCCAUUGACUGGUUAUAUAAUGCCCUUUUUAAAUGUUCAUUGAAACUGAAGUAUAGAAAACAGUAGAUAUUGCUUUGCAAACUAGCUUAGCUUGAUCUUGAAAUUUGCUCGUGUUGUUUAAAAUAACUGUAAAAAUACAAUCUUCACUCGAGAAAGAUGCCAGUCAUUGUGAUAAUAGGCAAGAAAUGAGAGUUCUUGUUUCUAAUUUUGCUCCAAUAACUUAUCACUGGACGCUGGUAGAACCAUACAAGGUUGAUUCUCAAACUUCUCAAUUCUCAAGGUUGAUUCUCACUUGUGAAUGCUCUCAAUAGCCAUUGCUGUCAAUAAGAAAGGUUAAUAGGGACCAAGUAUCAGAUUGCUGAUAUAAAUCUGAAUAUUAGAAUAGCCAUUCAUUGAGAACUAAGAUGUAGACUGUAAAUAAAUGUGGACUUUUGUCCAAGUAGACAUGCAUAGACAUGCAUAGAAUGAAGCUUCACAAGAGUUGUGCAUGUGAAGUCCUAUAAAUACAUUCAUAGAGUGAUGUAUUUGUUUUUAUUGAUUCAACAGUGAAUUAUGAAUCCAAAAGUUCAAGGCAGAUUCAGUAGCUUAUGGUACAGAUAUUUAAAAAGACAGCUCUAGUUGCAAAGCCUCAUCCUUUGAAAAAGGACGAAGGGAACUGGAGAGUCAAAGGGAAGAUAUCCUAUGAAAGAUGAAGGCAAUGAAUCUUCAGGCAACAAGAACCACCCCAUCAGAACUACUAAAAACAAUGUCAGAAGAAGAUUAAUUUAAAGAAAACCAUACAGCAGGAUAAAAGCAGUAAAUAGUAUUAAGAAUCACUUCUUUAGGAGUAAAACCAGUUGAACUCACUGGCACUUACCUCAGUGGGACUUAUCUCUGAGAAAAGAUAAUGAUGUAUAAUUAUGUAAUCUUUAGUACAACCAUCAUUCUUGAUUAGUAAAUAGAAAAUGAGACUGGCAUAAUUUAUUUCCUAGAAUAAAUCACUUAAAUGCAGUUUUAGGAGGGUUAUUUUUGGUGUAGGUUGUAGUUUGCUUUGUUUAGUUUUAAUUUAAAGGAGCAUUUAAGAAUGCAGGCUAGCUCAAUCCUCACUUUCUGUGAUUUUUCUCCUCCUCCAAGGUGGCCCAAGAUACCUUCUGUUUCCAAAAUAUGUUUUCUUGUGAGACAAUAUUUAAGCUUGUUAAAAGGCAAGCUGAAUAGUUUAAGACAUUUUCAGCACUGCUGCUGCUCAAGUUAAAGGAAAUUCUGGGAGCAUCUUCAGGAGCCUGCAUUAGUGUGGUUCCUCCCUGAGCUUUUAUCCAUUGCCCUCGGGCUAAUGUGUAGAAUUUGACAAGCCACUUGUUCUUCUAAAAGGCUCCCCCUCCCAGCACUCCAGCUUAUUUGUUCAAGUCACUGCCUGCACCGAGAUGGGGUUUCAAAAGCCCAUCCUUUCACAUUCUCAACCUGCAAUCAUUCCAUGUUUGAAUGAUUCAAUAGCCCUUUUUCUACUAGGGAAAGGUGGCUGGGUGGUUGGAGGAAGGGAUAUAAUGUUGGAAACAUACCUUUUCCUUGUUUUGCUUUUCUUUUCUUUUUAAAAGGGUGUACACAAACACUAUUUAUCUAUCUAAUCAUUUCACGACAGAACAGAUUGCAAACUAGAGGUUCGUUUAGUAAUCCACAUAAGAAGUAAUUUUUAAAAACUGUUUCACUACAGAACAGAAUAAAUUCCUCUCUAGAAAUAACAUUUUUUUCAUAGCACUUUCACUCCUAAAGGCAGACCUGUAUAAUUCGUAGCCCAUUAGUCAUCCAUGGUACCUAUGUGGUGCUUGGAAACCCUGCCAUUUUUCAGAUACAGCCAAACGGCAAAGCCAUGAGAUUUACUGAUUCCCUACUAGGCUGCCAUGUGGCUAGUUGAUUGCGUAUGGCUUGGUGUGGGUCAUAAGUCGCUAAUAAUCAGUGUCCUUAUUUUUUCUGGGACUGCAGAAAUGAGUGAUAAUUUGUUGAUCUGUAAUACAUGUGUUGGUGGAAAAACUGUUCUACCAAGUGUACCCUUCCAUAAUAUAGGAAGUUGGGUUGUUGUUUUUGUUUUAAACCAGUUCUGUUUAUCCAUCUAGCAUAAUAUUCUGAGUGGCAGCAUCUCUCUCCAGCUCUCGGAUGCCUUUCCAGUUGCCAAAACACAGAAUCCUAUAGACUGGGUAUACUGUAGCUCAGUAUACCCUGUAGCUCAGUAGAAUACCAGUUUUGCAUUGCAUUCAAUCCCUGGCAUCUCUAGUAGGGCUGGGAAAGAAUCCUGCCUGAAACUCUGGAAAGCUGCUGGCAAUCAGUGUAGACAAUAUUGUGCUAGAUGGGCCAAUGGCCUGAUUUGGUAUGAGGCAGCUUACUAGGUUCCUAUGUAAUGAGGAUUGAACCAGAAAGCUCCUCCAUGUGAAAUACGUGCUAUGAUCCACGCCCAGUAAUUGAUUGGCCCAGUUCUCAGCAUUAGAAUCUUAAUUCUGUUGUUCCCUCCAUCUUUUCUUGGUAAUAUUCAAUUAACCUUUUUGGAAUGGGGGGGGAGGGUCAGAAACAUAAGCAAGUGCAGAUCAUAAUUUUAACUUAACAAGGGACAGGAUUUCUCUGUUACUGGUCACCAGUUUGAAUCUAGGCUGGGAUGCAGCUAUUUCCAGAGCAGAUCCAGCACUCAACUUUGGAGUAGUAGCACAGUAACUGAGAAUACCCGGCGACACAACAGGCAACAAUAUAUUGGUGGUAUUUUGGAGGCUUUGAAGGCACACUGUGGUUCCAUUUGGUUCCCUAUUUUCCCCAGUGCCAUUUGGGCCAGUCUCAGUGCCAGCCCUACCAUUAGACAGAGUGAGGCAGCUGGUGCUAAGGAGUGAUGAGCAGACAGAGCUGGGAGCGCAACUCUGUGCUAGCCUGCUGCUCUCUGGUGCAGUGUAGGAUGCUGCGCCAUUGGCGAUGUACAAAUAAGAUUCAAAUGUACAUCUUCUGUACAUUGGAUGUGCAUGGAUGUGUAUGAGUAUGGCAUUUUCCUGUAUUUGACUUGGGCAACACUGUCUUGAGAGGACCUGGCCAGCUUGUGUCCAGAGUGGCAAGGGGGUGGUGUUUUUACUCAGAAGACUCAGGCUGUACAUAGCGUUAUUAACUUCCUGUCACACCGAGAUAACUAUUGCUAUAAUAUUUCAGCUGGAGUUUUGCACUGCAGCUUGGUAAAUGGGGGUGGGCAGCAGCAGAAUCCUGUAAUCUCCAGUAAAAGGUAGAGACUUUUUCUUAAAAGUAAUCUUGGCUGCUGGAUCCAUUUUUCUCAAGCAGAAUUCCAAGAAAUACUGUAUAAAGAGCAAUUUUUAAAAGUCAUAUCCAUACCGAUUUCUAAAACUGCUUCCUUACUGAUGGCAAAAUUGCUGCAGUUGCUGCAUUUUCAUAUAUAAUCACUGUUGCGGGCUGAGAGAGACAUAAAGACAGGUGACUUAAUUAGCAUGGUUUGUUCAGUAAUAUAUGCAUAUAUUACUGAACUCUGUGCAGCUUCUGUGCAAGAACACAUACACAGCAGUGAAGUGUUUGGACUGGGGUCACUUGCAGUAGCACAGAAGCCCCAAUAAACUUUGCAAAAUGUCUGUCUCUCCAUCUAUUUCAUAAACAAUACUGAAUAAGUCAACCCAUGAAGAUUCAUUUCUUUAAAACAGGUGUGGGGAACCUUUAGCCACCCAAAAAUGCUGAACCACAACUCCCUUCAUCCCCGCUUGGGCUGGUGGGAGUUGAAGUUCAGGAAUAUCUGGAUGGCGAAAGGUUCCCUGCACCUGAUUUUAAACAUCCAGAACUGUGAGGGGUGGAUGCAUUUGGAUGUUGUCUUGCGCUUCUGUGCUAGUUCCAGAUUUUGCGGGACCUUUGCUUCAGGGUGACACCCUCCUCCUUUCCUGUGUUGCCACUGGCCAUUUGCUUGCUUCUCCAUGGGGGCCCAAUGGGGACCACCUCCCAGAGUGAGAACCAUGUGUGCAGAGGUUGCUGCUGCUUCUCCUCCUCGCUCCUUUCACUAUUUGCUCAUUCAGAGAGGGCAGGUGAACAUGAAGAAAUGACAAGGUGGAGCAGCAACAGGGCCAAGAGACUCCAUGGGCUGGCAGCAGGGCAGCCAACGUCAGGGAUGGGGAAUGUGACAUAUUGUAACACACCCAUCAUCCUUGGUCAUUGGCCAUGCUAGCUGGGAUUGAAGUAGAACUGGAAUUCAGAAACGUCGCAAGGUCCACGGAUUCCCCAUCCCUACUGGGUGAGGGGCUCAGCAGGUGCCCAGUGAUGCCAAGCUCUGAUACCUUUGGUGGGGCUUCCUCUGUUCUCGUUAAUUUAAUAGAAGGAGAAAACAGGUGUUUUCAGCGGCGUCUCUCCAGUUGUGAAAUGCUCUCCCUGUGGAAGUUCAACCAGCACCAACAAUGUCAACUUUUAAUCACCAGGCCAAAAACAUUUCCUGUUCUCCCAUGUUUUUAAGAUUGUUAUAUGAGAUUAUUUACGGCCUGUUUUGGUGCUCGCCUUUUAGUAGGGUGGGGAAGGAUACUUCUCUACGAUGGUGAAUGAGCACUUUUAGCAUUUCUCUGUUUUUAUUGUUUUGUGUGUGUGUACUUUGUUAUUUUUGUAUUUUAAUUUUUUUUUGUCAAUUUCCCCACCCCCACCCCAGGAAAAGGUGAAAAAAAGAUUGCCAUCUCAUUGCCAGUCAGCAUUCUUUAAAAAUAUAGAUAGAAAGUUGGGCCUUGAUAUCAACCACUGAAAAUGUUCUUAUUAUAUAUCGAUAUAUUUGAGGGAUAAUCAUUAGAUAAAGUGACAUAUUGAUGUGGAAGUAUCCCAAGUCGGCUUAUGCAUUGAUUUUACUAAAACAUUGGUUCACCAGUCUAAUUUGAAGCAGAAAAUUAAAUAUUUUGAAUUCCAGUGUGGCAUUAGAAGGUUGUCAGUUGCCAGAAUGUUUGUUUGCCUGAGUGUUUAGUUCUCUCAAAUCUCAUGUGAAAAGUCAGCAUCCAUUUCAAGUAUUCUUUUAUGUGAAAUAAAACCUCGAGUUUUCUUUCUUUUUUUUAAAAAAUAAAUCUAAAUACCACGCAUUGCAAUUCAGUACUUGGCUUUCAGCGUUUCCCAUUGGUCUGGGCAACUUGAACAGUUCCUUUCUGAAAUACUUAGAAAAGCAUGAGGGUAUUGAGGUUAUGCUUUGAGAAGUGUGCUUAUAAGAAACCCUUUGCAAAGACAACCCUCCAGACAAAGGCAUUCUAUUUCUAGCUCAUCUAAAUGUGUUAAAGCAAGAGCCUGUGGAUUAGGAGACGGGAGCUGGGGACAACUAAGGUCCCAGUGUACUGCAGCCAUGAAGCUCAGGUAAAGGCAAUAAGCGAAGAACUGAACUUGGGGUUGGGACAAGGGAGAAGGUCAAAAGUGACAUAAUUUUAAGUCCAAAUCUCAGAAGUCACUGAAGGACAGUUUUGGACAUGGCACUGAUGGGAGGGAGGAAGGAACAGGAAGUGCAGUGGUCUUGUACUUCCUGUUCCCUUUCAUGUCCAUCCUGUCUGAAAUAGAACAUUCGCACCCUGCAGUCCUGGUGAUGCAGAAAGGAACUCUCGAUUUAGGAACAGUUUGCUGGAUGCGAAAUGUGAAUAUUAUGUUUAUGAGACAGUGGUGCAGUGGAAGAACUACAGGGCACUUCCUUUUCCUCCAUAUCUGUGUCCCAUCAAAAACUGUAAUUUAAAGGGAUUCUUGGAAUGCAGUGAAGAUUCUCCCAAAUAUCACUUUGAUACGGAUAUCUGAAGCUGGUUGAAACCAUUAGACCAUUUCAAAAGAAAGUUUUUGAUCAGGGCUGGCCCACUCCUGAGGCAAGGCAAGGCAAGGCAAGGCAACUGCCUCAGGCAGCAGGGUCCAUGGGGCAACAGAUCCCAAUGUAGAUAUUUAUUUCUCCCCGACCUUUUUCCUGAUAUAGAUCUUCAUUUGCCCCUUCUUCCCUGGAGGAGAGAGGGAGGCACCAUUUUGCGGUUCUCCUCAAAUGCAAAAAUGUAUUGGGCUGGCCUUGCUUUUGAUUGUGCAUCAAACACCAUCCCCGCCCCUGCAUAAUUCAAUGCAAACUAUAUUUUUUAUGCCUUUUCAGCCAUGAAAAUAUAUAGCUGUGAACAGAAGUUACAGGGGGUCAACAGCAGAAGUGCCCUAUUGCAUUCAUGUCCUGCUUGUGGGUUUCUCCUAGAUAUUUGGCUGGUCACUGGGGGGAGCAAAAUGUUGGAUUAGAUAUAUUAUUCAUAUACUCUUACAUUAUUUGAAAAAAAAAUAUGAAUAUUGUGACAAAAUUCAGGUUUAUUCAAGGAAAACAUGCAGCAGUUUUAAAGUUCUGCAGCAGCUUGCAGACAAAAGUGGAAUGGAAGAACGUCUUCCACUGAAGACUGUCUGCAAAUAUUAUAGAUUGAACUUCUGCUUCCUUCCUUUGGCAGCAUAAUUACCUAGAAUAUUUCAAAGUUUCAGUUUAUCGUGCAACAGUUUGUUUCAAUGUGGUAUGCACAGAAAAUCCUGGUGGAGUAUACUUGGUAUUUACAGACCAUUGAUAAAUAUGCAAGUUAUUUGAAUUUUUAAAACAUUUUUUCUCUCCUAAAGCCUUAUAAUGUAUUACAUUUAUUUGACGAACAAUUGAUUUAAUUCAGUCUUAAAUCUUUUACAGCUUGCUCAGAUAUUACCAACGGAAGAAAACUUCCUCUUAUUCUUUAGGUGCCAGCAGCUGAAAUCAAGUGAAGACUUCAUGCAGGUAAUCUAUAUAAAUUUUUGCAUUUUGUAAAAUUAAAUUGCCAGGUUGAAAGAAAUGUUUUUGGUUGUGCUUGAUUUGGUUUUAAUGGCUAACUUCUCAAUUCCAGACAUGGAGAAAAUAUGAUAGUGACCAUAGUGGCUAUAUUGAUGCUGAAGAACUUAAGGUAAGAAGCUAUCUAUGUUUAUUUAUUAAUAUGCAUUUCCUGCCCCACUCCAAAGGUUUUUUUCCAGGGGUGGCGGCAGAAUAAAUUGCAAGAACAGAAAGACAUAGCAAAACAUACAAUAUAUUAAAGAAAUUUGGUGUGGUUUUUUAAAAACCCUUUCCUGACUUAACUGUUGAGCCCCUCCAAAUGGCCCUGGCUGUUUUGCAGUGUUUCUUAAGGUGCUCAGGAUCUGGGCAGUUCGGCAGAGAGUUCAAGUUCCCUUAUUGUGGUGAUAGUGGUGGGGACCCACAAAGCAUGCAUCUUUUUGUAUCUUUGCUUUUGUAACGUGAUAUAUGGCUGGUGUCAUUAAUAAGAGGCACUUUCAGAGGAUCAGAAAGAUGCAUGGGAAGAAGCUGUCUCCAAGGAAUUCUGGGUCGAAGCUAUUCAAAUUUGAGGGCUACACAACCCAAUGCAGUCUUAAUACUGCGUUAUUCCCAUUCCAGUGAUACAAAACCGUGAAUGUUUAAAGACGACAGGAAUCAGUGUUGCAAAACAAUAACUCACAUACCUCUGUAUCAUUUUUUUUUUAAGCAUUGGAGUUUUUGUCAAUUUACUCCCUUCCUCCUGGUAUCCACAGCCAUCUUUCCCAUUGGGUUUACUGGAGCGUUGCACCAGGGCGCCAGCCUCUCAGGGGCGCCCCAGUGAGUGGGGGAGCUGCACGACUUUGCUGGUGGCCUCCCCUUUCCCUCCUGCACGCCUGCCAGCUGCGCCCCGUCAACGAUAUGGCUGGUGGGCAUGCAGCUUGCCUCCCAAGCCCCCGCAGGAGGAGAGCAAUCCCCACAGAGGCUUGGGAAAAGGUUGACAACUCUGGGAAACAGGAGGUGGGGUGCUGGAGGAAUCUUUGCACCACUGCGUCAGAUAUGCUUAAGACGGCCCUGCUGGUAUCAUCAUCAUUAACUGUUCUAGACUAUCCCACUGCAGACCACAGAUGGGGAUUAUAUGAUUGAGUAGUCACCACUGCAGAGGUGGAUGGGUAGUAGCUAACUAGCAAGCUAAACACUGUGCUAGCCUUCUCUCUGCCUGGCUAGUUUCUAUGCAUAGAGAAAUCAUUUAAUCAUGUCAUAUGACAAAUUAGGGAUGCAGGUGGCAUUGUGGUCUAAACCACUGAGCCUCUUGGGCUUGCCAAUCAGAAGGUCGGUGGUUCGAAUCUGCACAAUGGAGUGAGCUACCGUUGCUCUGUACCAAGUCCUGACUAACCUAGCAGUUCGAAUGCACGCCAGUGCAAGUAGAUUAAAUAGGUACCGCUACAGUGGGAAGGUAAACGGCAUUUCUGUGCACUCUGGCUUCUGUCAUGGUGUUCCAUUGCAUCAGAAGCAGUUUAGUCAUGCUGGCCACAUGACCCAGAAAGCUGUGUCUGGAUAAAUGCCGGCUCCCUCGGCCUGAAAACGAGAUGAGUGCAUAGUCGCCUUUGACUGGACUUAACUGUCCAGGGUUCCUUUACCUUUACCUUCCCUAUAAUGACAAAUUGACAAAAUGAUUCCUCUAGCUAGCAGGAUCAUUGGCCAGGAAUGAUGGGAGUUGUGGUCCAAAAAUGUCUGGGGACCCAAGGUUGAGAAAGGCUGAUCUAGAGAGUCUUGAGCUACAAGCUGGCUGGCUGGCUGGCUGCCCAAUAUUUGGAAAAUUAUUCACUGAUGGUCUAGGAAAAUUCCUGUUGAUUAUCCCAGAGUUUUCUGGAUAUUUUGAUACAAACCAAUGUGGACUGCAUAGUUGUCAGAAGAAGGCAGCGAAAGCCUAUAGCUCACUAUGAAGCACCUCCUUUGUGUGUGUGCGCAAGGUCCCUGGCAACUCCAGUUGAAAGGAUCUUGGGAAGCAGUGCUAAGGGCUUGAGAUGUGGGAAGUGCUGCUGUAAGGCCAACAAUCUUGGACUAAUAGUCUAAGCUUGACCAAGGAAACUUCAUAUAUCCGCUGAGGUUGCCUACAGGCUGCUUGGAGCAGCUCAAGGCCUGGGAAACUACUCUGGCUUGAUGCCAGUGUGGGCUUAAUACUUCCCCAACCAGCUACUCUCAAGAUGUUUUGAGCUAUAGCCGCCCCUGCCCAUUGUCUAUGUCGCUGGGAGCUGACAUCUAAACCAUCUGGAAGACCCCAGGUUGGGGAAUGCUGGCGCAAAAUUUCGAAUGGGCAGUUGCCAGAAGAGCACAACUCAGCUGUCUGAUGGGUAAAUUCUGCACUCACUGAAUGCUCUUAAAGAUUUAAAUCUGCCUGCCCCACCUCCACUGACUGGCCUGGUUUUAAAACUGUUAUUAGACUGGCUGCUCUUUUUCUCUUGUGAAGAAGAAAGCAGCUGGAACAUGGCAGUGAAGCAAAUCCACGCUGACAAGCCUUUCUUGAGGAAUGGCUUUGUGGGAAUCACUGCUUACUUGUUCCACCAGCUUCGUGCUACAACGUGGGCCUUAUUACCCCCCCCACCAAAUCAAUCUCUGCUCCAUUUAGUGCAAGACUCUCCACCCCCAACUAUCAGAACAAGCAGAAGAUCUGGUCUGAAAUAGGAAAAGUAGCAAUACUCCAAAGAAUAAUAUUAAGAGGUUAGAACAGGUGUGUGUGCUUGAGAGAGAGAUACUUCCAGGCAGUAGACAUUUGCAAUUCCCCAGCUCUCUAGACUUCUUGCUUAAUAAGGAUUUUAAAUGUCAUUAUGAACUAGGACAAUUGACUGGUCUCCUGGGAAAACAAGUGUCAUUUCCUAGAUGAAAAACUGUAUUUUUUCAAAGGUCAGCAAAGCAACUUACUGCCUUCCUUCGGUUUUAUUGUCUUUUUUUUACACUUACCACUCGUGUUUGCUUUCUUCCAGAGUUUUUUGAAAGACCUAUUGCAGAAAGCAAACAAGCAGAUUGAGGAUACAAAGCUGUCAGAAUAUACAGACAUCAUGGUAAGAGUAGGAAGCUAUUUCGUUCAGGGAACUUAGCUCCCUGUCUACAUAUUAAGGCGUAUCUGUUCCAGAAGCUAGGAUCUUCUCUCAUUACUGUAUUUCCCCCAUCCCUUAUUUGAAUUAUGAACUAGCUUGCUGCAUAGGCUUCACAGAUACCAAGUAGCAAAAGGAGACUCCCAUAGAUAUACCAUAAUUCGAAGGAAUAUAGAGGUAUGGCUGCAAUGUAGCCUUAAUUCAUUUCAACGAAGUGUGUGCAAGUUCUCAUACACUUGAGACAGGAGUUGUGUUGUUAGAUUGAAACUCAGGAGUUUGGACAAUGCCUUACACUGAAUUUACAUGAAGCAGCUUCCUAGGUUCUAGUAAUAUAUUUGGCACACGUUCAGUGUCCUGGUUAAAUCUUGACAUAAUGGCCUUAAGACAGAUUGCUUUUGCAAAAUCACAAUACUUCUCUUGUAUUGCAUGUGAAUGUCUGGCUGGUUUUGUUACGAGGACAAAAAAAGAGAGGCAAAUUUAAUAGAUUUAUUAAAUCGGCACAUUAUUGUUUGACUGUGAUAUUUAUGAUCUCCGUCCCUUCUUUUAUUGCAUAUGAAAUGUUUUGACAUGUGCUUAAGGUGUCUCAGUUUUUUAAAAAAUGGUAAGACAACGAAGAUGGACUAUUCCAAAUCAAAAUACAGUGGACCCUCCAGAUACGAUCUUAAUUCGUUCUGGGGGUCCCUCCACAACCUGAAAAGUCCGUAUCCGGAGGCACUGCUUCUGCGAAUGCGCACGCGCUGAAACCCGGAAGUAUACACUUCCGGGUUUGCCACGUUCGCAACCCUAAAUUUAUGUAUCCAGAGGGAUACAUAAGUUGAGGUACAACUGUAAUAGAUUGGAUCCAAAAGUGCCCUUCUGUGAACCAAAUAGCUUUGGAUGCAGCAGAGGCUUCCAUUAAUGGUGGAGGGGAAACAUAGGAAAUCUGUUUGUAUACCAAGUCAGAUCAUUGGUCUAUCCAGCUCAGUAUUGUCUACAAUGAUUGGUUGUGGCUCUCCAAUGAGCUACAAUCCUUCCCCAGAUAGUAAAUAGCUGCCACUUCCUUUUGUUGCUCACUCCACCAUCUUCCAUGCUUUUCUGGAGGACUCGUCAACCUUUCAAAACAGAUUUUCUGGGGACAUAGGCAGAAGCCAAGAGCAGGGCUUUACUCAAUGAACUUUGGAUCCAGCCCAAUGAAGAGAGUUACAAAAGCAGUCAUAGGGUGAAAGCACAUUUGAGGAACCCUAACUGUAAAAUGACCACAGAAACAAGGCCUUUUUUAAAAUACCCAUCUGUCUCUUAGAGGCCAAUUCAGGCAUUAAGAGACAGGUGACGAUGUUAACUGUUUUUGGUUGUUGUUUAUUGCUGGUAUUGGAGAGAAAAAAUGUUCAUACAACCCCUCCCUUUUCAGCUCAAGAUGUUUGAUGAAAACAAUGAUGGGAAACUGGAACUGACUGAAAUGGCCAGGUAUGUAUUCUUCUAAGAGGGUGAGGGAAUGAAAUGAGCACCAAUCAGCAGAUGAAACGAGAGGGGGAAAUGGCAACAUGUGGCUGAGAAGCAGUUUCUAUGAACUGCAAAAAUUUGGGCUAGAAACCUCUCUUCUUCACAGUGUUCAACCCUUUCAUUACAAACACGAAUCCUGUAUUGUAGAAAGAAAAUGUGCUGAAUAUAUAUAUAUAUUUGUUGUAUGUUGCUUAUCAAAGCAGUUUACAAAGCAUAUUGCAUUUCACCCCUUAAAAUACAACCCACAAGUGAAUUAAAUAAAUAAAAUUUAAGGAAAAGUUUGAAUGGGACAAGCAGCCUACAAAGAAGGAUUUUACAUGAAAAAAUGUCCUGGGGUUUUGCAGCUCACUUUAGUAAACCAUUUCCCAGUCAGCUGUCAAGGUCAUCUCCUCUCUCGUUUCUUGAAAAGGUUUGCCUUUAUACAUUUUCCAGAUAUGCAAUUCAAGUUCCUACUGUAACUACUCAGCAAUUGUUCUGACUUCUGCUUGUGUUUUUCUCCAAAGAUUACUCCCAGUACAGGAAAACUUUCUGCUUAAAUUUCAGGUAUGUAACACGAUACUCCUAAAAGUUUGAACACGCAUAAUAUAAAUUAUAUGUGUGAGUAGUGAUCCAAACCACUACUGUUCUAAUACCUGUUUUCUGUUUUAAAAUUAGGGUGUCAAAAUGUGUGGGAAGGAAUUUAAUAAAGCCUUUGAUACAUUUGAUUCAGUAAGUAGACUACCUACAAUAUUUAGAACUCAUUUUUAUUUUUAAAAGAUCUCUGACCUUACGUGUUCUGCAAGACAAAACAAUGUAGCUGAAAGCAGCUGAAAGCAAAGUUAUAAUUGCUCGUGUCUUUUGUUUUCAGGAUGGGAAUGGCUACAUAGAUGAACAAGAAUUAGAUGCUUUGCUGAAAGAUCUCUGUGAAAAGAACAAAACGGUAAUUCUAAUUUUAUUCCCAUUAAAAGUGCACUUAAACACUGCCCUCCCCCAUCUAGUCAGUUAAGGUAGUUGCUCUGAAUUCAGUAUAUUUCAGUUUCUGGAUACAACAGGAAGAUAGGGUUGCCAUAUUUCAAAAAGAUAAAAACAGGAAAACCGCAAGUCAUUGAGAAAUCAAGAAAACAUAAUUUUUCAAUUAGCUUGUCUAAAAUUCAGGACAAAGCGCCACCUUUCAGAGAUCCCCCCCCCCCAAGAUAUCAAUUCCCCCUUUGAAAUCCUGGUAUUAUCCUGGAAAAUCCAGAUGUAUUGCAGUCCUACAGGAAGGUGUACAGAUAACUCUAAUUUCACGUACCUGCCAUGUGCUCUGGAAAAAAAUACACUUUCCAUUUUUUCGCACAAGAUCAAGGCAGCCAUUUUGAGUGCCACACAAGAUCUCACCCUGAAAAAAGUGUUUGGGGGGGUGAGAGUGAGGCGUGGGUCAUGUGACUCGCCCAGGGUUUCAAAAGUUGGAUGGUAUGAUAUCAUAGGAAGCUACUUUCUGCUGAGUCAGGCCAUUAGCUCAGCCUUGUAUACACUGACUAGCCGUGGCUUCCCAGGAUCUCAGCCAUACCUGGAGACACCAACAACUGGCUAGGACCUUAUGGAUGCAAAACAGAUGCUCUCUUUCUGAGUUACAGCCCUUUCUCCUAUCAAACAGCAGUAGUUUUACUCCCAAGUUAUUUCCUAUUUCAGUGGGCAACUGUUAUCAUCCCUCUGACCUUUGUCUGCAGGCAGAGUAGAAAAAACACUACUUAUCUUAUGCCUUUCUUUGUAUUAAGUGGACACUGAUGAUACUGCUUCAGAAAAAGGGACAUUUUACUACCUGGUUUUGCUCAGUACAGAAUUAGUUCCCCUUCUCCCAAACCACUGGCACCAUCUCUUUCAAGCAGCCCAGACGAUAUAGCACAUGAGCGGAUUAUAGCAACGAACAAGCUUACAGUUAAAAUAUUUUGAGGCAGAGUGAUGCAGUCCUUAAUGGCAGGACUCCAAGCUGACCUUCAUACCUGCAUGCUUACAGAGGAGCAGAUUUUCCAGAGUGUGACUCCACAGUGCUGUGGAGCGAUACCUUAGCCAUAUGGAUUGGGGCUGCUGUAUGGGAUUUCCCCCCUUGAUUGGCACUUUGCUGAAAGAAAGGACACCAGUCGUGGGAGGCAGGAAGUCAGAUACCAUUGGCCCUGCAUAGGUGGUUGCAUAAUUUACUCAUGUGUGCAGACCAUCCGUAGAACUGUCUAGCCAACACUCUCAAAACCAUUUUUGUUCUCAUCCAUACUGAAAGUGCAUGCGCUUGGGCUCUGCUGUUUUUUCUCGUGUAGAAGUAACACUUUAUGUACCCAUGUUAGUAACUGAACUGGGUUAUAAAGCAUUCUCUCUCUCUCUCUCUUAAAAAAUCCUCACAGGAAUUAGACAUUAACCACAUUGCAACAUACAAGAAAAACAUCAUGGCCUUGUCCGACGGAGGAAAGCUUUACCGAACAGAACUUGCUCUCAUUCUCUCUGCUGAUGGGAAUUAG
Podarcis lilfordi (Lilford's wall lizard) is the source of this 20539-nucleotide messenger RNA. The record is from the annotation of a GenBank genome assembly. Lineage: Eukaryota; Metazoa; Chordata; Lepidosauria; Squamata; Lacertidae.